Molecule: messenger RNA, 2832 nt
Organism: Trichoderma atroviride IMI 206040
Lineage: Eukaryota; Fungi; Ascomycota; Sordariomycetes; Hypocreales; Hypocreaceae
Biological process (GO): regulation of GTPase activity; negative regulation of Ras protein signal transduction
Cellular component (GO): cell cortex
Molecular function (GO): GTPase activator activity; protein binding
Source: RefSeq, a predicted model, not a curated record
AUGUCCACCUACGAUGGCUCGCGCUCGGCGCGCCAGUCGAAGCGGUACUCCAUGUCCGCGCUGUACAUGUCCAUGACCGCGAAUGAAGGAGAGAUGCAAAUUGAGGACGAUCUCGCUAAAGCCCAGAAAGCCCUACGGGAUCUCAAAUCCAAAAUAUCCUCCCAAUCGAAGAAGAAUUUUGUCCUCGAAAAGGACGUCCGCUACCUCGAUUCGAGAAUUGCGCUGCUUAUCCAAAACCGCAUGGCGCUGGAAGAACAAAACGAAGUGGCCAGCCAUCUUGAAGAAGGCGAAAUGGAAGAAGGUGUCUUUCCCAAUGACGACAAGACUCAGAAAUACGGCAACCUCUUGUUUCUCUUGCAAUCUGAGCCUCGGCACAUUGCUCAUCUAUGCCGACUCGUCUCAAUGUCGGAAAUCGACUCGCUUCUGCAGACGGUCAUGUUCACCAUUUACGGAAAUCAGUAUGAAAGUCGAGAAGAGCAUCUGCUGCUCACCAUGUUUCAGUCUGUCCUCACCUACCAAUUCGAUAACACUCCUGACUACUCCUCGCUACUUCGAGCCAACACACCCGUCUCACGCAUGAUGACGACCUACACACGCAGAGGCCCGGGCCAGAGCUUUCUGAAGAUUUCGCUGGCUGAUAGGAUCAACAGCUUAAUCGAGUUGCGAGACCUGGAUUUGGAGAUUAACCCCCUCAAAGUGUAUGAGCGCAUGGUCGAGCAGAUUGAAGAAGAUACUGGCACACUGCCUCCCAAUCUUCCCAAGGGCGUUACUGCCGAACAGGCCGCAGAGAAUCCUCAGGUGCAGGCCAUUAUAGAACCGCGACUGACCAUGCUCAUUGAGAUUGCCAAUGGUUUCUUGUCUACCAUCAUUGACGGGCUGGAGGAGGCCCCUUACGGCAUUCGCUGGAUCUGCAAGCAGAUUAGAAGCUUGACGAAGCGCAAAUAUCCUGAUGCUAACGACCAGAUUAUCUGUACUUUGAUCGGUGGCUUUUUCUUCUUGCGCUUCAUCAACCCAGCCAUUGUCACCCCCAAGUCAUACAUGCUCAUUGACGGAACGCCCGCCGAACGCCCUCGCCGAACCCUUACUCUGAUUGCCAAGAUGCUCCAAAACCUGGCAAACAAGCCCUCUUAUGCCAAGGAGCCAUACAUGGCUAAGCUCCAGCCCUUUAUCCAACAGAACAAGGACAGGAUCAACAAGUUCAUGCUUGACUUGUGUGAAGUUGGUGACUUUUAUGAAAGCCUGGAAAUGGACAAUUACGUCGCUCUUUCCAAAAAGGACCUUGGACUCGAGAUUACGCUGAACGAAGUCUACGCAAUGCACUCGCUGAUUGACAAGCACAACACCGAAUUGUGCAAGGAUGAGGCAUCGCACCUGGCCAUCAUCGUAUCUGAGCUGGGUCCAGCCCCUCCUCAAGUACCUCGCAAAGAGAACCGAGUCAUCAACCUUCCCCUGUUUAGCAGAUGGGAGACUGCAAUAGAUGACUUGACCGCGGCUCUGGAUAUUACACAGGAGGAAGUGUACUUUAUGGAAGCCAAGUCCAUCUUUGUGCAGAUUAUGCGAACGAUUCCUCAGAGCAGUGCCGUUUCUAAGCGGCCGCUACGGCUUGAGCGUGUUGCGGAUGCUGCUGCCACCAGCCGCAAUGACGCCGUCAUGGUGCGUAAAGGUAUCAGGGCCAUGGAGCUCUUGUCCCAGCUCCAAGAGCUUGGCGUCAUCGACAAAGCCGACCAGUUUGAUCUGUUGAGGGAUGAGGUUGAGCAGGAGCUCCAGCAUCUGGGUUCGUUGAAGGAUGCUGUGAUUGCUGAGACUGAGAAGCUCGAGGAAGUCUUCAAGACAAUCCGUGAUCACAACGCCUAUUUAGUUGGACAACUUGACACAUACAAGAGCUACCUCCACAAUGUGCGAUCCCAGAGCGAAGGCACUAAGCGAAAGCAGCAAAAGCAGCAGGUUCUCGGACCGUACAAGUUUACUCAUCAGCAGCUUGAGAAGGAGGGUGUUAUUCAGAAGAGUAAUGUCCCGGAUAACAGACGGGCCAACAUCUACUUCAACUUCACCAGCCCACUGCCUGGUACAUUUGUCAUUUCCCUACAUUACAAAGGUCGAAACCGAGGAUUGCUCGAACUCGACCUCAAGCUCGAUGAUCUGCUUGAGAUGCAGAAGGAUAACCAAGACGAGCUGGAUCUCGAAUACGUUCAAUUUAACGUCCCCAAAGUCCUUGCACUGCUCAACAAGAGAUUUGCUCGGAAGAAGGGGUGGUAAAUUACGUCCGAUGAUGGCCACAGCUAAUACUAAUUUUGCUGCCAUGUCGAAUGCAUAUCAUACUCAACGCAUCACGACUAUAUGCAAAAGGGGGAAUGGAGGGAUGGCGGAAAAGAAGGCACCGGGCGUUAUGGAGCAUCACGGAAACCUUUUUCGUUUCCCUUGUUUGAGUGUGUCAACUAGUAAUGCGCCUUUGGUACGCUCCUAGUUUUCAACUACAGUUUCUCUAUCAUUUUCGUUUUUUAUUUAUUUUUAUUUCCCUUGGAGCAGGUGGAUGGUCUGUCACGAUACUUUAUUUAUACCUUUGGUAAUGAUGGGAAGGAGAGAUGCCGUAUUAUGUGUUUUCCCCUUCCAAUGGCUGGUCCAUGAAUAGGGAGGUAUUUUCGAAAUCUUAUGCGAAUGGAUAGUUCGUUUUGUUUUGCUCUUUUCUAUUGCUUACACUUCCCUUCUCCUCGCUGUCAUUAAUAAUGAAUAUCUUUGGCAAUGCGACAAUCUAGUGGGAGAGUGUUGGAAGGUUACGCUGUAUUUUUAUCUACCUAGUUUUGAAUGAAGUGGUACGCACCAGGAGCUCUUCUA